Molecule: messenger RNA, 2653 nt
Organism: Malus domestica (apple)
Lineage: Eukaryota; Viridiplantae; Streptophyta; Magnoliopsida; Rosales; Rosaceae
Product: DEAD-box ATP-dependent RNA helicase 28
Molecular function (GO): ATP binding; RNA helicase activity; nucleic acid binding
Source: RefSeq, a predicted model, not a curated record
AGGAGGAAUGCGCAUUCGCACCCAAAAUCCAUAAAACCCCUCCCUCUCACCGCCAAUUUUUCAGAAAUGGCUGCCGCUUUCGUAUUUGAGCCCCCAAGUGACGAAGAAUAUUCCGACGCCGAAGAACAACAACCGCAGGAGGAGGAGGAAGAAGAUGAACACGAAGAAGACGAAGAAGCCCUGAAACCCUCGCGAGCUUCUCGCCACUCUGAGUCCCCGUGGGACUUCGCUUCCUACUCCGAAACAGUCGCCCAAGAACAUGCUCGCCGGAGCACCACCUCCGUCGAUUUCAAGAUCUCCAAAGCCCUGCAGCAACGAUCAGUCCCCGGUGCCGUUGCCCACGACGAUGAUGGUAGCUCCGAAUCCCAAUCCGAAUCCGAACCCGAAUCCGACAAACAGGAAGAUUAUAAGCCGGAAGAUGAUGAAGUAGUUGAUGAUGCCACUAAUGCCGGUGUUGGUAAAAAGCCAUUUUUCUCCCCAUCAGAUGGAACCUCCUUUCAUGCAAACUCGUUCAUGGAGCUCCAUUUGUCUCGCCCUUUGCUUCGGGCGUGUGAGAAACUGGGUUAUACCAAGCCCACUCCUAUUCAGGCGGCGUGCAUACCAUUAGCUCUGAGUGGGCGGGAUAUAUGUGGGAGUGCCAUUACUGGUUCUGGCAAGACUGCUGCUUUUGCGUUACCUACUCUAGAAAGACUAUUGUUUCGUCCAAAGCGGGUGCCCGCUAUUAGGGUCCUCGUUCUCACCCCAGCCAGAGAACUGGCGGUUCAGGUUCAUAGUAUGAUUCAGAAACUUGCCCAGUUUACUGAUAUCAGAUGCUGCCUGGUUGUUGGAGGGCUUUCAUUAAAGGCACAAGAGGCAGACUUGAGAACAAUGCCAGACAUUGUUGUGGCUACUCCAGGACGCAUAAUCGAUCAUUUACGCAAUUCAAUGUCUGUGGAUUUGGAUGAUCUUGCUGUUCUAAUUCUUGACGAGGCAGAUCGCCUUUUGGAGGUUGGAUUUAGUGCUGAGAUUCGUGAGCUGAUUCGUGUAUGCCCCAAAAGGAGACAAACCAUGCUAUUUUCAGCUACAAUGACUGAAGAAGUUGACGAGCUUGUCAAGCUUUCUCUAACCAAACCAUUACGCCUCUCGGCUGACCCAUCUGCGAAACGGCCAGUCACACUAACAGAAGAAGUGGUUAGGAUACGACGGAUGCGUGAAGUAAAUCAGGAAGCAGUUCUACUUGCAUUAUGUUCAAAGACAUUCACAGCCAGAGUGAUCAUAUUCAGUGGCACAAAACAGGCUGCACAUAGGUUGAAGAUUUUGUUUGGGUUAGCUGGGCUUAAAGCUGCUGAGCUUCAUGGCAACCUUACACAAGUCCAGCGUCUAGAUGCUUUGGAACUUUUCAGGAAGCAGGGAGUUGACUAUUUGAUUGCAACUGAUGUGGCUGCUCGUGGACUUGACAUCAUUGGUGUUCAAACAGUUAUAAAUUAUGCAUGUCCUCGUGACCUUACAAGCUAUGUUCAUAGAGUGGGUCGUACAGCAAGAGCAGGCAGAGAAGGAUAUGCCGUUACUUUCGUGACAGAUAAUGACCGAUCUCUUUUAAAAGCCAUUGCAAAAAGAGCUGGUUCAAAGUUGAGGAGUCGAAUUGUUGCAGAGCAAUCAAUUACUAAGUGGUGUCAGAUUAUUGAGGAAAUGGAAGAUCAAGUGGCCACAAUUCUUCAAGAAGAGAGGGAAGAACAAGCACUAAGAAAAGCUGAAAUGGAAGCAUCGAAGGCUGAGAAUAUGAUUGUGCACAAAGAUGAAAUUUAUUCACGCCCCAAAAGAACCUGGUUUGUAACAGAAAAGGAAAAAAGGAUGGUAGUGAAUGCAGAUAAGGCAUCCAAUGAAAGUGAAAAGCACCUUGGAAAAGAGGUAAUCAGUGCCCAACAAGCUGAAGAUUUAAAACUGAAAGAAAAGAGGAAGCGGGAGCGUGAGAAAAAUUUGCCUCGAAAGAAGCGACGGAAAUUGGAAGCAGCUAGGGAAAUGUUAGAGGAGGAAAAUCAAAAUGAAAAGUUUGAUGGUAGUGGAAAAAAGGAGAAGACCGGAACGCCACUUGUUGACCUGGCUUACCGACGGGCAAAAGCCGUGAAGGCUGCAAAGAAGGCAACAGAUGCUGGCAAAAUUGUGAGGAAGACUAGUAAGAAAUCUAGUCGUCCCCCCCAAAAAACUCAGUCAAGGACAGAGGAGAUGCAGGACCUGUUCCAGAGUGACAUGAGUCAAAGGAGGCAGAACAAAAAAAGUAGUGGAGUCGGAAAUAAGAAGUCCAAGAAUUCUUUUAAGAGCAAGUCGAGGUACAAGAGGAGAUAGCUUCAUCAAGCUGGGAAUCAAAAUUCCCCAUAAUGUGUUGGACAUGCAGUGAAAGGGUUGAUUGGUUUCUUCAAGUGUUACGAGGGAACAUCUGAGCGAGAGCACUACGUAACUGGUAAUAGCAUGGUAGGAGGAAAGGAAGAGCGGACUUUUUGCCUUUCAUAUGCUCAAGGGGAUUUAGACUUGUCUAACUUGGCUCCCUGUAUUUUAGACGUGAAUUUUACUUGUUACUUAACAGUUUUCUCAAACUUAACAAUUAUGACGAACAUUGAUGAUCAAGUUUUGAUGAAAUUCAUUUGAUCUUUGGGUGUAGUCUAGUCACCAUUGUCAA